AUGGAUUCAUCACAAUACGAAAGGUUGAAGUACCUCAUCAGCCGUCUUGUGUCGUAUAUCCACGACUACGCACGAGAGACGCGUUUGAGCAUGGCCGAGUGGGAGACGGCCAUCAACUUUAUGACAGAGGUUGGGCAGAAAUGCACCAAGACACGUCAGGAGUUCGUGCUUUUCUCUGAUGUCAUCGGCCUUUCCCUCCUUGUCGAUGCUCUUGAUCAUCCCAAGCCCAAAGGCGCUACCGAAGGCACUGUCCUGGGACCAUUUCACACCGAUGAUGCCGCAGACACGUCGAAUGGCGGAGAUAUUAACAGCGAUCCAGAUGGUGACCCAUUGCUGGUGGUCGGCAAAGUUCUUGAUAUGAAAGGGCGACCUGUCGAAGACGUGGCAGCGGAUGUGUGGGAAACAGAUUCGCACGGGUUUUACGAUGUGCAGUACGCCAAUCGUGACGGACCUCAUGGACGUGCCAUUUUACACACAAAUGCAAAUGGCGAGUUCUGGUUCAAAGGGAUUGUUCCGGUCUCUUACCCCGUCCCCGUAGACGGGCCAGUAGUAAGUGACCCAAUCAUGAUUCAGUCGGCCCGUCUAACAGAAAGGUCAGGGGGGCUUUCUUCGUGCCAUGGGAACCAUCCCUACAGACCAGCUCACAUCCACUUUUUGAUGGAGAAGGACGGCUUCGAUGAGUACAUCACAGCCUUGCCUCUUCGUGGAGACCCCUAUGAGCCGCACGACCCAGUCUUCGGUGUGAAGGCUUCAUUGGUAGUCGACUUGGGGAAAGUGGAUCAGGCUACAGCUCAGAAGUACAACGUCAAGUCCGGAAUUAAGCUCCCCGAGCACGAGUUUGUCUUGGUGACAAAUGAAGAGGCUGCUGCAUUGAGGCGGGAGGAAGCCGAGCAUGUUCUGGGGUCAGAUGUUGAUCGUCCAGUACCAGCUGGCAAGUAA
Messenger RNA from Zasmidium cellare ATCC 36951, 939 nucleotides. RefSeq lists its product as uncharacterized. Lineage: Eukaryota; Fungi; Ascomycota; Dothideomycetes; Mycosphaerellales; Mycosphaerellaceae. Gene Ontology annotation, biological process: catechol-containing compound metabolic process. Gene Ontology annotation, molecular function: ferric iron binding; catechol 1,2-dioxygenase activity. The transcript is spliced from 4 exons. Bases 1 to 939 code for a protein of 312 amino acids. The record is from RefSeq and is a predicted model, not a curated record.